Molecule: messenger RNA, 2187 nt
Organism: Pipistrellus kuhlii (Kuhl's pipistrelle)
Lineage: Eukaryota; Metazoa; Chordata; Mammalia; Chiroptera; Vespertilionidae
Gene: PCSK4
Product: proprotein convertase subtilisin/kexin type 4
Exons: 13
Biological process (GO): peptide hormone processing
Cellular component (GO): Golgi membrane; trans-Golgi network
Molecular function (GO): serine-type endopeptidase activity
Source: RefSeq, a predicted model, not a curated record
ACAGGAGUGGAGGCAGGGCUGAUUCUUGGGAGGGGUGUGUAGGAAGGGGUGCGACUAAGUAACAGGGCGGAGUCAGCCGUAACAAUAGUGAACUCCUCUGGGUCAGAAGAACUGGGUCACUGUACAAAUAGGGAGACUGGGUUCCAAAGGGUUUGAGUCUGUGUGUGUCCGCCCUCCCAUUUCUGUGGGGGCUUCGUGCCUCCAAAGGGGUGACGCAAAGACCCCUGGGAGUUGAAGCCUUUCAAGCGUUGCUAUGGUGCCGGGGGCGGAGCGGGCGCUGGGGCCAGGGCGGCGGUUUGGCCGGGAGGCGGGGCUUUUGGAGGCCCGCCCCCGCCCCCGCCGCCAUGCGGCCCACCCGGACUGCUUUCUGGCUGCGCCUGGCCUUGCCCCUGGGCUUGGCCCUCGUUUGCCCCGCAUCUGUGGGGUUGGUCUCGGCCCGGGCCCCCAUCUAUGUCAGCAGCUGGGCCGUGCUGGUGUCUGAGGGUUACCGGGAGGCUGAGCGCCUGGCACACAGAUUCGGUUUCAUAAACCUGGGACUGAUCUUCCCAGAUGGGCAGUACUUCCACCUGCGGCACAGGGGUGUGGUCCAGCAGUCCCUGACCCCACACUGGGGCCAUCGCCUGCGCCUGAAGAAAGACCCCAAGGUGCAGUGGUUUGAGCAGCAGACUCUGCAGUGGCGUGUGAAGCGCUCCUUAGUGGCACCCACAGACCCCUGGUUCUCCAAGCAGUGGUACAUGAACAACAAGAUGCAGCCGGAUCUAAACAUCCUGCAAGUCUGGAACCAGGGGCUGUCAGGCCAGGGCAUCGUGGUCUCUGUCCUGGACGAUGGCAUUGAGAAGGACCACCCAGACCUCUGGGCCAACUAUGAUCCCUUGGCCAGCUAUGACUUCAACGACUAUGACCCAGACCCCCAACCACGAUACACUAUCAGUGAUGAGAACCGGCACGGGACCCGCUGUGCUGGGGAAGUGGCAGCCAUAGCUAACAACAGGUUCUGUGGUACAGGCGUCGCUUACAAUGCCCGAAUUGGAGGCGUGCGCAUGCUGGAUGGCACCAUUACUGAUGUCAUUGAGGCCCAGUCACUGAGCCUGCAGCCGCAGCACAUCCACAUCUACAGUGCCAGCUGGGGCCCCGAGGACGAUGGCCGAACGGUGGAUGGUCCAGGCAUCCUCACCCGAGAAGCUUUCAGGCGUGGCGUCACCAAGGGCCGAGGUGGGCUAGGCACGCUCUUCAUCUGGGCGUCUGGCAAUGGUGGCCUGAACUAUGACAACUGCAACUGCGAUGGCUACACCAACAGCAUCCACACUCUCUCUGUGGGCAGUACCACCCAGCGGGGUCACGUGCCUUGGUACAGUGAAGCCUGCGCCUCCACCCUCACCACCACCUACAGCAGUGGCGUUGUCACCGACCCCCAAAUUGUCACCACGGACCUGCACCACCAGUGCACCGACAAGCAUACAGGCACCUCAGCCUCUGCCCCACUGGCUGCAGGCAUAAUCGCUCUGGCUCUGGAGGCCAACCCGUUCUUGACAUGGAGAGACAUGCAGCACUUGGUGGUUCGUGCAUCCAGGCAGGCACACCUUCAGGCUGAGGACUGGAGGACCAAUGGCGUGGGGCGCCAAGUGAGCCACCACUAUGGCUAUGGGUUGCUGGAUGCUGGGCUGCUGGUAGACUUGGCUCGCACGUGGCUGCCCACACAGCCCCAGAAGAAAUGCGCUAUUCGAGUCCUCCACAACCCCACCCCCAUCCUGGCGCGGAUGCACGUGAAAAAGAAAGUGUCAGCCUGUGCUGGCCGUGCCAACUACAUCCGCUCACUGGAGCAUGUGCAGGUGAAGCUGUCACUGUCCUACAGCCGCCGGGGGGACCUGGAGAUCUCGCUCACCAGCCCCAUGGGCACCCGCUCCACACUUGUGGCCAUCAGGGACACUGUACCACUACACACUGCUGCUCUAUGGGACAGCUGAGGACAUGACAGUGCGGCCUCCAGGCCCCCAGGUGACCAGCCUCGCGUGUGUGCAGCGGGACACAGAGGGGCUGUGCCAGGGUGAGUGCCCAGUGAGGCAUGGCCCACUUGCUGGCAGUGUGCGUGUGCGGUCCAGGAUGGGUAGGUGGGCCAGGGCCGUACGCCUCAGCCUCACCUCCAUGUCCAUAUGCCCCAUGCAGAAUGCCACAAUCCUGCCUACAUCC